Molecule: messenger RNA, 3716 nt
Organism: Candoia aspera
Lineage: Eukaryota; Metazoa; Chordata; Lepidosauria; Squamata; Candoiidae
Gene: PRSS23
Product: serine protease 23
Exons: 2
Coding region: 451-1569 (372 amino acids)
Biological process (GO): proteolysis
Molecular function (GO): serine-type endopeptidase activity
Source: RefSeq, a predicted model, not a curated record
GCUGCUGAGUCGCCCUGAACUUUUCCUCCGCCUGCCCGCCACCUUCGCCUCCGCCUCCUAGCUUUGGCAAGCGGGCUGAGCCCGAAGCUCGCAAGAGGGGCGCGGUGGGGCUCCCAGUUCGCACCUCCGCGGACCCCUCUUAACCCAGCUCCUCCUUGGCUCCCCUCCCUCCCCAAUCCAGAAAGAAGAGGUCCGCCCGCUGGAGAAAGGCGGUCGGCGACCCUCGCGGACCUCCUCGCGCGUGGGGACGGGGCUCGCCCUGCGCUCGCGUGGAACGAGAAAGAAAAGCUCUGAUUUAUUGGCCGUGGACGGCAGCGCCGAACACCUGCAAGGGAUGGGGUUGUGGUGUUCACCUGCCUGAUCGUUGUUGUUACUUCAAAACCAAAGAAAACUUGGCUUUCAGAAGCACUGAAAACUUUCAGCGCUGUGUGGAAGAGAACAUCGCUCACCAUGGUGGCAUUGCCAGUCUUCCUCCUACUCCUGUGGACAGUAAAAGGAGCUGCACCCUCACAUUCUCAUGGGAAGCCAACUUGGCCAACCUACAAGGUGCCCGUUGUUCUACCCCAAUUAACAAUUCAUUUGGACAAACCACACUUUGAUGCAGAAGCCAAACUGGAAGUGGUCUCUUCGUGCGGUCUGUCUUGCCACAAACGUUCCCCGCUCCCAACGUACGAAGAGGUGAAAGAUUACUUGUCCUAUGAGACGCUGUACUCAAAUGGUUCCCGCACCGAGACAGAAGUUGGCAUCUACAUAGUUAACAGGGUUAGCGCAGGGGGACAGAGCCGAUCGCGGACAAAGAGGCAAAUUUACGGCUAUGACACGAGGUUUAGUAUUUUUGGCAAGGACUUCUUGCUGAAUUACCCUUUUUCUACUUCUGUGAAGUUGUCCACAGGAUGCACCGGAACGUUAGUGGCUGAAAAACAUGUCCUGACGGCUGCUCAUUGCAUCCAUGAUGGCAAAAGUUACGUCAAGGGAGCCAAGAAGCUACGGGUUGGGUUCCUGAGACCCAAGCUGAAAGAUGGCAUCAAAAGCACCAGCAACAGUAGCUCCCUCGAGCCCGAGAAAAUGAAAUUCCAGUGGAUUCGGGUGAAACGGACACACGUUCCCAAAGGAUGGAUAAAAGGGAAUGCCAACGACAUUGGCAUGGACUACGACUAUGCCCUGCUGGAGCUCAAGAAACCCCAUAAGCGAAAGUUCAUGAAAAUUGGGGUGAGCCCAACAGCAAGUCAGCUGCCCAGAGGAAGAAUUCAUUUCUCAGGCUAUGACAAUGAUAGGCCCGGAAACUUAGUUUACCGGUUCUGCGAUGUCAAAGAUGAAACCUAUGAUCUCUUGUAUCAGCAGUGUGAUGCCCAGCCGGGGGCCAGUGGUUCUGGAGUAUACGUGAGGAUGUGGAAGAGACAGAAUCACAAAUGGGAGCGCAAAAUUAUUGGGAUAUUUUCAGGGCACCAGUGGGUGGACACCAACGGUUCCCCCCAGGAUUACAAUGUGGCUGUUCGUAUCACACCCCUCAAAUACGCACAGAUUUGUUUCUGGAUCACGGGCAACUAUCAACAGUGUAGAGAUGGAUAGACCCAAGCUAUGCACCAGAAAGGCUUCAGCAGCUUUUUGGGGAGGGGCAGGGAAGGGGUGGUGUUGGUGGAAAGCAUUUGCCUAAUUGCUCUAUGGGCAGAGUUCUGUUUUUAGAAAUGCCAGGGUGCCGGAGUUGACAGGGGGCUCAACCUGGUUAGUGUUUGGCAGUAAGCACAGUGUCCAUGCCAUGGCACAGAUCCUGUACUUUUGCUUACUUUUUGCCUUAGGAUAAGCAAUAGCACCACAUAAAAGGGUUGGAGCUGAAGCAAAUUACCUGCAUCUCCCUUUUGCAGCCUGUUUUAGGAUGGGCCGUCAUUCACUAAUAAAGAUGCUGAUUGGCUGGCUCUCACAUUCAUGAAGCACAGCGUUGGCUAGGUCUGAUGGUAGGAUAACUGGAGGGAGCCAUAGGCAUCCAUCCUUAACCCUGGUGAUGCCAAAACAGCACAUAGUGGGUUGUGACAUCCCAGUGCAAGCUCUGCCCUUUUGGAUGGGUGUUGUGACUUCAGUCACCAGUAUAUAAGGGAUUAAUUUACUUUGGGAUGUUAUGACACACUUUUCAUCAUUUCCCCUUCCCCUGUGAUUAGAGGUUUCUCAUGGUCCUCCUCUUCCUCUUCCUCCUCCUCUUCUGAAUUCCCAAAAGAACCAGUGAGAGGUAGAAAUGGGAAGCAAAAGUGUAGUGCUUGAAAAGUAAAGACAAGAGGAAGAAAGAACUUCAGCUGUUAUUCUUCUGGAAGCAGUGAUCAAAAAAAUACGAAUCCGUGACUCAAUUGGGUGAACCUGAAUACUUUUUUUUAAAGUAGAAUGUAAUUACUUUCUCUAGGUCUGCUUUCUGUUUUAAGGGCCUACUAUAAUAUGAAGUCUGGAUGUGCAUUAGCUUUCUCCAAGGGCCAUGUUAGCAAUAAGCCCACUACAGUAUUGAAACACAUAUUUUGGGGAUAUGGUUCACCUUACUCCUCCACCCCCACCCCCCUCCAAUUGAUCUUAGGGGAAUCCUGUUCUUCUGGUUUUUAAUCUUCAUUGAAUUUGCAAAACACUUUGUCAGCUGGAAAGUCACAUAGUUUUCCAAGGGCUGUGUGCAGCGUUGAUUGGUUGGCCCUUCUGUCCAUGACAAGGUUAUCUUUCUCCUUCUUGGGGCAGGCUGGUGCAAGGCCCUGAUUGGUUGGCCCCUGUGUCAUUGGCAAAACCACCUCUCCUACUUGGAACAGGACCUUCCUUCGUACGCUUCUGAUUGGCUGACCUUUAUUCAGGGAUAAAUUCUUUUCUCAAAGUUGUUUUUUUAGGUCUUAAAACUAUGUACAACCCUUUUUAAGAGAGCUUGUAAAAACUGGACUCAAAUGAAGUCAGAGGUCUGCAUAAAUCAUGGGGGAAAUUUAUACAGGAAAAGAAAACCAGAAUUUUGUGCAGAGUCUAUACGUACAUGUAAGAAGCCAAAGCAACAAGGAAGGAAAGCUUAGCUUGCAGCGGAAAAAUAUUCAGCUGCCCCUAUUUUUAUGCAGGUGGAUAUGCAGCAGAACUGGUUGUUCUUUCUUUGGUUGUUUCUAGUCCUGGUUGUGUCAUCUCAGAAAGAAAAGGAAUUCCUGCAGGAAAUGGUUCAGGUUUCAGGGUGCUAUAUUAGUGGCUUGCCUUUCUGUAGAGCUAGCAGAAUGAACUAGGGAGAAAAUGGUAAUAUAUGUUUGUUCCAUUUAAUUUAUACAGGCUGCAGAAUUAUGCUUCUUUAAAAAUCCAAACAACAGACAAGCCCGCAUGCUGAGUCCUCGGGGUUGGUUUUGUACUCUAAAUCCAUCUCUUGCACUGUUCAAAUUCCAGGCUGAACUUCCACAUAUAAUGUAACCCUGUGCAGGAGAUGGAUGGGAAAUUCAUUUUUUCCCUGGCAUCUGAACUCAGCACUGCAUUAGAAUGAACCCCCCCCCCCUCCCCAUGAUACAUCUCUAUCUAUUUCAUUAAACCUAUUUCCUUUAUUUGUGAGUGUUUGAUUUAUUGAGCUGUUCCCUGAAGCGCACCUCGUUUGAAAUGUAUCACAGCAGGUCAAGGCAAUUUUGCCACAUUGGAUCUUGUAAAUAUUUAUAAACCUUGGCUACAAAUGGAAACAUGCAUUGUAAUUCUACUUAUUUUAUAAGGAUGUUCAAAUACAGCACAUGUUUAACACC